GGCAGGCGCUGCGGAGGAGCCCAGAGCCACUGGGCCUCGGGGGCAGUUGGAAGGGCUGGGCGCAGGGGCCGCCGGCCCGCAGGAAAGUUCCUGGAUCCGGGAAAGUUGCUGGCGGACGGCCCGCUCUCCCUCUGCCGGUGGCUGCCUGCUGUGUGACCUUGGGCCUCUGCGCCCAGCCUCUGAGCCCUUUCCGCGACCAACGUGCUGGCCAAAGCCCUUUAUGACAAUGUGGCUGAGUCCCCGGAUGAGCUCUCCUUCCGCAAGGGUGACAUCAUGACAGUGCUGGAGCGGGACACACAGGGCCUGGAUGGCUGGUGGCUCUGCUCGCUGCAUGGGCGUCAGGGCAUUGUGCCUGGGAACCGCCUCAAGAUCCUGGUGGGCAUGUACGACAAGAAGCCAGCAGGGCCUGGCCCUGGCCCACCUGCCACCCCAGCCCAGCCCCAGCCUGGCCUCUCACAGGGCCUCCAUGCUACAGCACCCCCAGCUUCCCAGUACACACCCAUGCUCCCCGCUGCAUACCAGCCCCAGUCUGACAGCGUCUACCUGGUACCCACACCCAGCAAGGCUCAGCAAGGCCUAUACCAAUCCCCUGGGCCCAGUCCACAGUUCCAGUCACCCCCAGCUAAGCAGGCAUCCACAUCCUCUAAGCAGACACCCCAUCACCCGUUUUCCAGCCCAGCUACAGACCUUUACCAGGUGCCCCCAGGACCUGGAAGUCCUGCCCAAGACAUUUACCAGGUGCCACCUUCUGCUGGCAUAGGGCAUGACAUCUACCAGGUCCCGCCAUCCAUGGACACUCGCAGCUGGGAUGGGACGAAGCCACCUGCAAAGGUGGUGGUGCCCACCCGAGUGGGGCAGGGCUACGUAUAUGAGGCCUCCCAGCUGGAACAGGAUGAGUAUGACAUCCCACGCCACCUGCUGGCCCCAGGACCCCAGGACAUCUACGAUGUACCCCCUGUUCGGGGGAUACUUCCCAGCCAGUAUGGCCAAGAGGUAUAUGACACACCCCCCAUGGCUGUCAAGGGUCCUAAUGGCCGAGACCCAUUGCUGGAUGUAUAUGAUGUGCCCCCCAGUGUGGAGAAGGGCCUGCCACCAUCUAAUCACCACGCGGUGUAUGAUGUUCCUCCAUCGGUGAGCAAGGAUGUGCCCGAUGGCCCACUGAUGCGCGAGGAGACCUACGAUGUACCCCCUGCCUUUGCCAAGGCCAAGCCCUUUGACCCAGCUCGCCACCCGUUAAUCCUUGCUGCACCUCCCCCGGACUCCCCRCCAGCUGAGGAUGUGUAUGACGUACCACCCCCUGCACCUGACCUCUAUGACGUGCCCCCUGGCCUGAGGAGGCCUGGUCCCGGCACCCUGUAUGAUGUGCCUCGUGAACGGGUGCUUCCUCCUGAGGCAGCUGAUGGUGCUGUGGUUGAUGAUGGUGUGUAUUCUGUGCCCCCACCAGCUGAGCGAGAGGCUCCUGCCGAGGGCAAGCGCCUGUCGGCCUCCAGCACAGGCAGCACRCGCAGCAGCCAGUCGGCAUCUUCCUUGGAGGUGGCAGUGCCAGGCCGGGAGCCCCUGGAGCUAGAGGUCGCUGUGGAGUCCUUGGCACGGCUGCAGCAGGGUGUUAGUGCCACUGUGUCCCACCUUCUGGACCUGGURGGCAGUGCUGGUGGGGCUGGAGGCUGGCGUAGCACCCCUGAGCCUCAGGAGCCACCAGUGCAGGACCUACGGGCUGCAGUGGCUGCUGUCCAAGCGGCUGUCCAUGAGCUACUGGAGUUCGCCCGCAGCGCCGUGAGCAAUGCUGCCCACACUUCUGACCGCACCUUACAUGCCAAGCUUACUCGGCAGCUACAGAAGAUGGAGGAUGUGUACCAGACAUUGGUGGCACAUGGUCCAGUCCUUGACAGUGGCCGGGGAGGUCCAGCAUUUACCCUUGAAGAUAUGGACCGUCUGGUGGCCUGCUCCCGGGCCGUACCUGAGGAUGCCAAGCAGCUGGCCUCCUUCUUGCAUGGCAAUGCCUCACUGCUCUUCAGACGGACCAAGGCCACUGCCCCAGGGCCUGAGGGGGGCGGAACCCUGCAUCCCAAUCCCACUGACAAGGCCAGCAGCAUCCARUCACGGCCCCUGCCCUCACCCCCAAAGUUUACCUCCCAGGACUCUCCAGAUGGGCAGUACGAGAACAGCGAGGGGGGCUGGAUGGAGGAUUAUGACUACGUCCACUUGCAGGGGAAGGAAGAGUUUGAGAAGACGCAGAAGGAGCUGCUGGAAAAGGGCAACAUCAUGCGGCAGGGGAAGGGCCAGCUGGAGCUGCAGCAGCUGAAGCAGUUUGAGCGCCUGGAGCAGGAGGUAUCACGCCCCAUAGACCAUGACCUGGCCAACUGGACGCCGGCCCAGCCCUUGGCACCAGGGCGCACAGGUGGCCUAGGGCCCUCAGACCGGCAGCUGCUGCUCUUCUACCUCGAGCAGUGUGAAGCCAACCUGACCACGCUGACCGACGCAGUGGAAGCCUUCUUCACCGCUGUGGCCACCAACCAGCCGCCCAAGAUCUUCGUGGCGCAUAGCAAGUUCGUCAUCCUCAGCGCCCACAAGCUAGUGUUUAUUGGGGACACGCUGUCACGGCAGGCCAAGGCCGCUGACGUACGCAGCCAGGUUACCCACUAUAGCAACCUGCUGUGCGAUCUUCUGCGUGGUAUUGUGGCCACCACCAAGGCUGCUGCCCUACAGUACCCAUCACCCUCUGCUGCCCAGGACAUGGUGGACAGGGUCAAGGAGUUGGGCCACAGUACCCAACAGUUCCGCCGGGUCUUAGGCCAGCUGGCCACUGCCUGAGAGCAGAUGACAAGGGUGUGGAGGCAGGGGAGGCAGCAGCAAUGGCCCGAGCUACCCCAGGCAGCCAUCCURAGAGUGGAUGCCCCACAGGCUUGGGGACAGGGAACCCCAGCUUUGCCUCSGGCCCAGUGCCCUCUACUGUCCAGGGAUUUGUAUAUAUUUAUGACAGGGCAGGAUGGUGGGAUGGCACCUCAGAGGAGCCAGCUGGUGCUGUCCCUGAGACAGCUAUAGGACCAGGAGGGUGGCCACAGAGGGCCAGGGUGGAGGGCUUCAGUCCCCAGGGCUUCCUGUGGCCCUUGGCCUAACCCUGUCCCUGAGACGGGUAAGUGCAGCAGUGGCAUAUUCCUUCUCUGUGGGAGAAAACCUGAAAGAACUAUUUUUCAUUAUUGAUUU
Molecule: messenger RNA, 3204 nt
Organism: Urocitellus parryii (Arctic ground squirrel)
Lineage: Eukaryota; Metazoa; Chordata; Mammalia; Rodentia; Sciuridae
Gene: Bcar1
Product: BCAR1 scaffold protein, Cas family member
Biological process (GO): cell migration; cell surface receptor protein tyrosine kinase signaling pathway
Cellular component (GO): focal adhesion; cytoplasm; plasma membrane
Molecular function (GO): protein binding
Source: RefSeq, a predicted model, not a curated record